ACUAAGCAAUGGUUAAAACAGCUGAUGCCGUGAUUGCAGUCUGCAAACAAAUUCGGAAAAAUGCAUCAGGCUUAUCAAGUGCAUUCCAUCCUGAAACAGGUUGUACAAAUAGAAUCAUUAGCUGCAUAUGGCAACAAUGUCAUCCUUGGAACGAGAAGUGGUCAGAUCAUUAUGUACUCUGUCGAUGAAAAGGCUGGAGUGGACAUGCGGAUGUUCAGCAAGAAUUUCAGCCGCAAACCCAUCACACAAAUGGAGGUGAUAGAGGAGGAGAAAUUGCUUUUUGUGCUUACCGACCAAAUGAUUCAUGUAUGUGAUCUCAGCCGAAUGGAAAGCAGUUUUGUGCUGGUGCACGUAUCCCAGGAUACAAAGGGCGUAACGUUGUUUACUUUGGAUGUGGAUUCCCAAAAAUCGACCACCGGUGAAAUGGCCACAUUUAUACGCCUGUGCUGUGCCAUACGACGUCGUCUGGUUUUUUUCUUUUGGAAAACGGAUAAAUUGGAUUCCCUUCAGCUAUCCAUUGAGCUAGCCGAUGUGCCGCGAUCCCUAUGUUGGGUUGCCCAGACUGUUUGUGUGGGAUGCAAGGAUGAAUAUGUGGUCUACAAUAUUAGUGCGAUACCUCCAACAAAGCAUGAUCUAUUCCCAACAUCUUCGGCAACAAGUAGAGAACCAUGCAUUAGCCUUAUACGAAAGGAUCUUUUGGGCGUAUCAAAAGAUGACUAUCUAAUUUUGGUCGAUCCCAGUAAAUAUACAGCUAAAGAUGGUUCUACCGAAGUUGUAAGCAUUGACCAAAAGAAUGCUUUGCCUCCAUUGGGGUGGAGUCAGGCUCUCUUAGGAUUGGUCUGGGAUGAACCAUACGUUGUGGGUCGCACACAAAGCGCUGUUGAAGUGCGCAGCUUAGUGGGCAAGGACACUCUUGUCCAGACAAUACCCGAGCUGCAGAAGAGCAAAUUUUUGGUACGUUCAAAGAAAGGAACCAUUUUUGCAGCUGCCACUUCAGAACUGUGGUGCAUACGUCUGGUGGAUAUACCGACUCAAAGGACACAAUUACUCCAACAAAAGAAAUACCAAUUGGCCAUAGAGUUGACAGAAAUCUCCGAGGAACCGGCGGAGGAUAAAGCUCAAACCAUACGCCAAAUCCAUAUGCUUUAUGCAAAGGAAUUAUUUACUAACAAGGAAUUCUCUGCGGCCAUGAAAGAGUUUGAAAAGGCAUCCAUUGAUCCCUAUGAUGUGAUACGCUUAUUUCCAAACUUGGUGCCAGAACUGGCUGCUACAACAGGCAUGGAUGCAGUGCCAACGUCAAGUGUGCCUCAGCUGGAGGAACGUGAUCUGGAAUAUGCCUACCUGGCUCUCAUUGAAUUCCUAGCCCAGGCUCGUCAACGAGAGGUCGUUAAAUUGCGUGACACCAAAAGCUCGUCGAAAUCUUUGCUAGAGAUCAUAGACACCACUUUACUAAAGUGCUAUUUACAAACCAAUGAUUCCUUGGUGGCGCCAUUGCUUCGGCUCAACCAAUGUCAUUUGGAGGAGUCGCAAAAGACAUUGAAAAAACAUAACAAAAUCUCUGAGCUUAUUAUUUUAUAUCAAAUGAAAGGCAAACACAAAGAGGCCCUAAAAUUGUUACGAGAGCAAGCAAACAAAGAAGGUUCAGUCCUCCAGGGCAGAGAGAGAACCAUUAGAUAUUUGCAACAAUUGGGCGGAGAUCAUUUGCCGCUAAUAUUUGAGUUUGCAGACUGGGUCCUUCAGGAGGCACCUCAAGAAGGUCUUACCAUAUUCACAGUUGAGCUAAUCGAGGUGGAAUCUCUACCACGGGCUAAGGUUCUUGAUUUUUUGGUCAGCAAACACAAGUCCUUGGUCAUCCCAUAUUUGGAGCACGUAAUAAAUGUCUGGGAUGACACGAACACACUGCGUCAUAAUCUUCUGAUCAAGCAAUAUCGAGAGCAAGUACAGCGUAUGCUGGAGAAUGACAAGGACAAUCCAGAUCUUGAGUCGCUACGUUCCAAGCUGUAUAAAAUGCUCGCAGAGACCCAUAAUUAUAGCCCAGAUCGUGUUCUGGAGGACUUUCCCACCACCGUGCUCCUGGAGGAGCGUGCUCUCAUUCUGGGCCGCCUAAAGAAGCAUGAAAAAGUAUUGGCCAUUUUUAUACAAGCCUUAGGUGAUGUCUCAAAGGCCAAGUCAUACGCAGAGGCCAAUUAUGGGCAUGAUAAAAAUAUUUUUCACAUAUUAUUGAAAACUGUGGUAAAUCCUCUACCCCAGGCACCUUAUGAAGGCAUACAACUGCAUCCGGAUUUCAUUAGACCCAAUCGAAAAGUAGCAUUGGACUUGCUUAAUGCCUAUGCGACUAAAAUUGAUCCUUCAGACAUAUUCCAAUAUUUGCCCGAUGACAUGACCCUCAAAGAGCUGCAAAAUUAUCUCGAGAAAUGCAUACGUACCCAAUUGGCCGAUAAACAUCAACGUCAAAUGAUGAUUGGUCUGCUGGAGGCAGAAUCCAAGCGUCUGCAGUCCGAACUAAAGAACCAGAAGCAAAUCGCCUUUGAGCUGAACGAAUUCAGUGUGUGCCCAGAGUGUAAGAAACGCUUUUCCAGCCAAUCGGCAUUUGUUCGUUAUCCCAGUGGUCAGGUGGUUCAUCUGUCGUGUCAUGAUCGUAGUGCAAGGGCAGCAUUGCAGCAAUAAAUCUGUUUUAUAUAUGGGUAUUUUAUAUAUUUGUUUAUGUGAUAAAAUAAAAAUGUAU
Molecule: messenger RNA, 2725 nt
Organism: Drosophila willistoni
Lineage: Eukaryota; Metazoa; Arthropoda; Insecta; Diptera; Drosophilidae
Gene: Vps39
Product: vam6/Vps39-like protein
Exons: 5
Coding region: 61-2667 (868 amino acids)
Biological process (GO): vesicle-mediated transport; autophagy; endosomal vesicle fusion
Cellular component (GO): cytoplasm; membrane
Molecular function (GO): protein binding
Source: RefSeq, a predicted model, not a curated record